Molecule: messenger RNA, 708 nt
Organism: Ornithorhynchus anatinus (platypus)
Lineage: Eukaryota; Metazoa; Chordata; Mammalia; Monotremata; Ornithorhynchidae
Product: proline-rich proteoglycan 2-like
Exons: 3
Coding region: 1-609 (202 amino acids)
Source: RefSeq, a predicted model, not a curated record
AUGGAGGCCGCCGGCGCCCCCUGGCGGCCGCGGCCCCGCGCCCGGCUCCCGUUGGGAGGGGGCGCUUGCUCUUCAUACAUAUAUACAUAUAUAUAUAUUUAUAUAUAUAUAUGUACACAGCUCCCACCCCAUCCGGCAGGUGCCGGGCCCGCGGGGACCCCGGGCGGGAGCGCGCGCAGGCCGCCGGCCCAGCCUCCCGCUUGGGCUUGCUGGUCGACCUCGCCGGCCCAGGGGACUCAGCCGCCACCUCCCACACCCCGAGGGCCCCCCGCGGCCGCCCACCCACCUUCGUGUCCGACUAGAGCACCUGAUAAACACAGGCAGACACCCCCAGCUCGGGUUUGCCAAGACUCGGCGGCAAAAUUCCCCCCAAGAGUUGGUUGGAGGCCAGCCAAGGAGGGAGGCCCCCUGGGCCCGUCCCGAGAACAGGCCUUCACCUCACUGUGGAACAGGAGCAAUGAAAAAAGCGCGGAUGGGAAAGGUGCCCCACGCCAGGCCUCAUUCCCCGCAUCGAUUGGGUGCCGGAGCAGCUCUAAACUUGUUGCCCCGAUGCACCCGCCCCACCACGUUCUGCUCAGCUGGGGCCCUUUGCCGUCGAUCCCUAAAUGAUGGGCCCUUUUAAGGUUAAGAGGAAAACCCCAAGGACGGUUCCACGGGUCCGGCCACUCUCUGGCACGUUGAGCAAUAAAAUCAAUUAAUAAAUGUUAA